ACACCUCUCGACAUUUGCUCCACUUCUCGUCUUCUUUCUUCUGCUCCAUUUACGUUUUAAAGCUUUCAAAGAUGGAAGACCCCAAACCUGCGCAGGACACCGCAACCCAAAAUUCAAUUCCACCAAGUACAGCGCAAACUGCUCCUCCACAACCUUCUGCUCCUUCUUCUCCAGAUAAAGGGGGCAAGAAGAGACCACUUGACAUUAAUGCCGGAAUCCAGAAUUCCCCCUACUUCAAGAUGCGUCUUAUUCUCAAAGAUCUCCGGCCUCAUUUUAUCGAGGUGCUUCGGACCCCUGACUUCCUGAAUUGCAAGGCAGCUCAAGAAAUUUGUGAAAAGAUGAAGGUCAUGAUGGAGCUAUACCAACAGAUGAUAGGAGAAACAGACUCCACAACAAAGAGUAAGAAUGUGGUUGCAAACCAACCAUUGUCGAGUGAAAAUGGGGUUGGACAAAAACAACAAGAGCAGUUCCAAACCAAUAGCCCAGCAAACCAGUAUCAACCAGAAUCCGUAACUGGGAAACCAUCUGAAGAUUCUCAGUCGAGCAUUGUGGAUGAGAUACAACUAACUGAAAAUGGCCAGACCACGGGAUCUUAUAUUGUUGGAGGAUCUGCUUUUGGAUGGAAUUUCAUAACAUUUUCUGGUGGUAAAUCAGUCUAUUAUGGAGUAACAAAGCAAUCGUUUAGAAGUGGUCAGCAGGCAAAAGCAGGAGGGGAGUGAAUACUAUCUGGUCAGAUAGAAGAUAACAAUUCAUCAAGGGAAAAGUCUGCUGGUUGUUCCUAUGGCCCUGUACUGAUGCUGAGAAGUUUUUACUGCUGAUUUAGUAACUUUUUAUGGGUGGAAUUCAUUGCUGCAGUGCAGUGAUCUGAUCUUUUACAUGGUUUUCACAUUUGCUAGACGCAUUCCCUAGCUUUUCAUGCCAUGAUUUGCCUUGAUGGAAACUGGGAAAGAAACCUAAAGUUAAAUGUUUUCAUGCCAUGAAGGUGAUGAUAGGAGAGAUUAUUAGAAUGUCUUGGCUUUUCAAGAAGAAAAUAGUAGAAUUCCUAGUACAAAUUCUUGUGCUAUUCAAUACCAGCCUCUUAAAUCAUAUAAAUCUCAUUUCAGUUUAGAGGUCA
Carica papaya (papaya) is the source of this 1114-nucleotide messenger RNA. RefSeq lists its product as uncharacterized. Lineage: Eukaryota; Viridiplantae; Streptophyta; Magnoliopsida; Brassicales; Caricaceae. The record is from RefSeq and is a predicted model, not a curated record.